Effrenium voratum is the source of this 1845-nucleotide messenger RNA. The record is from the annotation of a GenBank genome assembly. Lineage: Eukaryota; Dinophyceae; Suessiales; Symbiodiniaceae.
GGAGCCAUUCCAAGGGCCGGACAUUUGCGUCGGGAUCUCCAGCCGAAAGGGCAAGCGCGGCAGCAUGGACCCGCUUCCCUGCCAGGAUUGCUACAGCCUGACAAAGUUCGCGAGCGAGGUUCUCUACGUUGUUUGCGAUGGGCACGGCCCCUUUGGCCAGCUGGCGGCCUUCAGGGUAGCGCAAAGCUUGCCACACUGCUGGCAGCGCCUUGGGACCGCUGAGCCGGAAGCCCUGGUGUUGGCCUUUCGGGGCGCCAGCGCAGACCUGGUCACCUGGGCGGAAGCCGAAGCCAUCGAUAUCUCUUCGUCUGGGUGCACUUGCAGCGUCGCCUUGCGCCAAGGCUCCGAGGUGCAGGUGGCGUGGCUGGGCGACUCACGUGCAAUGGUGGCGACUGUCUCCGAGACGGCUAAGGUGGACUUGGUAACUACGCCCCACAACACCGAGGACGUGAAGGAAAUGCAACGUGUUCGGAAUGCCGGGGCCAAGCUCAUCCAGGUUCCACCGAACUCGGGCCAUGUCCGCAUCUUCACUCCAGGCGAGCGCACCCCUGGGCUUUUUGCCACCCGAGCGCUUGGAGACACCUCUGGCCAGGCUCUCGGCAUCUCUUGGCAGCCGCACAUCUGCAAAAUGUCGUUUGCGAGGACUCCUGGCUUGGUGAUGCUGGGGUCUGGUGGUCUGUGGGAGAUUUUGGACGAUCGGGCUGGGCCUGGCUCUGAAGCCUUGCAACUGUUGCUGGGGCCUUGCCGCCUCCAAGAGUGCGGCGCCUGUCUUGCGGCAAGCCAGUUUAGCGAGGAGGUGCAGUCCAAGUGGUCACAGGCAGCAGAUGGAUGCAGCGACGAUGUGUCUUGCAUUUUGCUGCACUGGCGCAAGGCCGCCCAAGCGCAAGGCCCGGCGCCCUUGACAGCCCAAACACAAGGCCCGGAGCCCUUGACAGCCCAAACACAAGGCCCGGCGCCCUUGGCAGCUCAAGCACAAGGCCCAGAGCCGUUGACAGCCCAAACACAAGGCCCGGAGCCCUUGACAGCCCAAACACAAGGCCCGGCGCCCUUGGCAGCUCAAGCACAAGGCCCAGAGCCGUUGACAGCCCAAACACAAGGCCCGGCGCCCUUGGCAGCUCAAGCACAAGGCCCGGCGCCCUUGGCAGCCCAAGCACAAGGCCCGGCACGGGUAUCCGUGGGAGAGGCUGCUGGGCCGCACAUUUCACUUGGAGGCCCUCGCCCGAAGGGUAUAUCCUUGGCAUCCUGGGCAGUUCCACCCGUGGCUGCGCGGGAUUGGCUUCCCACAAGGCCUGGGGGCACAUCAGAACGACUUGAUCUGGACCCCCAGGCGUGCUUGGCUCCGACACCGCCACAGCCUUCUUCGCCUCAGUCACAGGUUGCUCCGGGCUUCUUCUGCCCCAAGUGCGGCACUCCCAACAAGCUGGCGGCCCGCUUCUGCCGCCACUGCGGCCACAAGCGCCCGGAGCCGAAGGACCCGAGGGAGCCGAAGGACCCGAGGGAGCCGAAGGACCCGAGGGAGCCGAAGGAGCCGAGGGAGCCGAGGGCCAAGGCGGCCAGCGCGCUGGAACGGUAUGCCAUGGCAUCGGGUGCUAUGGCCAGGCCAGCAACCACAACCCCAACACCACAGUUUGCUCCAGUCAGCUCAACUUGACAGCCUUUGCUCGCAUCCUUGACAAGAUACAAGGCAGACGAUGUGGCAGGUGUCACAUGGAUUCAGUGCCAAUGCCCACCGCGCUCAAAUGCGCUCAUGCGUAUGCUAGCUCAAAGCCACCUAGCUGCGAGAUCGGCUUAGCUCGAUGAAUUUGCAUUCAAUCAGGAGGCCAAAGUGCCCUGCAAACGUGCAUC